UCGUGGCGUUCAGUUUAAAUCCGACUACACAAGGAUACUACAGAUUGAUGUUCUGUAGUUCAGUUCACUAUCGUAGUUCGUUGUAGUACUUGUGGUUUAUCGAUUUAUGUAAAAUGGGAAACAUUUUUAAUAGAAAGGUUAAACCGUUUACAAAUGAAGAUUCCCCUUUAAUUGGUUCCAAUUCAAAAUCGAAAUGGUAUAAACAAAGAAAUGUGGCGCUCUUUGCAUCCGUUAUUCUGUGCAUAUUAAUUGUCUUAUAUUUAUUAUUUUUAAUAUUCAAUAAACCGGCGGUGAAAACAUCCACUUUAAAAUUAAACAGUGUGGCGACAAUCAACAAUGACUAUUUUGAGAAAUGUGCACCACGGAUAACGUGUGACCCUAACUCAAAAUACAGGACGGUCAAUGGGUCGUGUAAUAAUCUACAAAAUCCUAGCUGGGGUGCAGCGUUAACUCCUUUUUAUAGAUACAUGGAUCCGGUGUUUAGCGAUGGGAUCUCAGCUUUUCGACUACAGUCGGAUGGAAGUCCAUUACCAAAUGCCCGAAACCUUACUUUAACGAUAUUCAAAGACACGAGUAGAACUUGUGAUCAUAAAAACAAUGAAAUCUUGGUACCAUGGGCCCAAUUUAUCACCCACGAUAUGGCUUAUUCUCCAGUUCGUAGUGUCAAUUCAUCUUUUCCCGCUGCUCUAGAACAUUGCCAGGACAAGAAUCCACCUGUAGAAUGUAAGGCAACCAUUCCAAUAUCUCCAGAUGAUCCAGUAUACGGAAAAUUAAAUAUGACGAUUUUAAAAUUCAUGCGUCUUGUAACUUCAUCAGCUGAUAACUGUUCCUUAGUUCCUGACACAGUUCUUAACAAAAACACACAUUUUAUCGACACGUCAAAUGUGUAUGGUUCCGAUACUGAAACAGCAAAUAAAUUACGUCUGUUUAGUGGAGGACAAUUGGCAUACAAUACAAUUGGAAAUCAAGAGUACUGUCCUCAGGAUCCAAGUGGAGUUGUAAAAAAAGGAAAUAAGACUCAAGUAACGAUUGCAUUUAUGGCAGGAGACGUAAACAUCAACCAAAAUUUAGGAAUAGCAUUAUUUCAAAAUGUAUUCUUAAGAUUCCAUAAUUAUAUUGCAAACAAGUUACAAGAAGAUCACCCUUUAUGGACUGAUGAGACUGUCUAUCAAGAAACACGUAGAAUCGUUGCAGCUGUUACUCAAAUUAUUACAUACGAUCAUUUUUUGCCAAUAGUUUUGGGUGAAAAAUAUAUGAAUGAAUAUGGUUUAAAUAACGAAACAAAUUAUGAUCCAACGAUAAUUCCUUCUAUGGCACAAGAGAUGACUAGUGGUGCUUUUCGAUUACUUCAUAACAUAAUUCCUGCUAAAUUCAAAUAUAUGUCUAAAAAUUACACUACAUAUGAAGUGGAAGAACCUUCCAAGACGUUUUUAAGACCAGAUUCAUUGAUUGGUAACGUUGAUGGAUUUAUUAGAGGCUUAACAGAAACUGGUGGACGCGAACCCCAGGCAUCAUAUAAUGACCUUAUUUCAAAUAUUGUUAUUCAAAAUCCAGCAGUCAACACUACUGGAUUUGAUCUGCUUUCUUAUGACAUACAACGCGGCCGUGAUGUUGGUCUUCCUCCUUACACUAAAUUGAGAGGUUUAUGCGGACUGCCACAAGUAAAUUCUUUUGAUGAUUUAUCAGAUCACAUACCAUCAAAUAAAAUUGAUCAGUUAAAAGAUUUCUAUUCAUCGGUUGACGAUAUUGAUUAUUAUGUUGGAAUUUUAUUGGAAAAUAAAAUAAACGGAUCAAUGUUUGGUCCUACUGGAAGUUGUGUUAUUGCUGAUAGCUUUUAUCGAUUUAGAAACGGUGAUCGUUUCUUUUAUGAUGUAAAAGGUCAACCUGGAAGCUUCACUUCAGAUCAAAUAAAGUCGUUGAAGGAUAUGACUCUUAGUCACAUAAUCUGUGCUACGUCAGAUAUAGAACGUAUUCAAACGAAUGCAUUUAGGUUAAUCGAUCAUAUACGAUUGAUGAAACUUAAGCCCAACUGUGAAACAUACAGAAUUGACUUGACUGCGUGGUGAAUGAUUCCAAAACAUUAGAUAUAAUUAUAUAAUUAUAUAACCUUAAGUAUCUCAAUCAGAUUCACAUUUGGAUGAUUAUAUUUUAUUGAGAUCGGAACUUAGAGCUCACAAUGUGUAAAUAAGGAAGAACAACAAUGCGGAGAUUUAUUUAUUGAGUAUAAGGUUAAAAAAUAUUUCUCAUUGGCCUUUAUUUAUACUUUUAUGCAAAAUAAAAAGUAAAUGCUUUUAAAAAUAAGAUAAGAUUAUAUAUUUAUUUUGUACACAAUUAUGUUUAAUUUAAUAAAAUAGCCUUUAUGGUAUGAAAA
Molecule: messenger RNA, 2371 nt
Organism: Aphis gossypii (cotton aphid)
Lineage: Eukaryota; Metazoa; Arthropoda; Insecta; Hemiptera; Aphididae
Product: peroxidase mlt-7-like
Exons: 14
Coding region: 114-2066 (650 amino acids)
Biological process (GO): response to oxidative stress
Molecular function (GO): peroxidase activity; heme binding
Source: RefSeq, a predicted model, not a curated record